Messenger RNA from Aspergillus neoniger CBS 115656, 471 nucleotides. RefSeq lists its product as uncharacterized. Bases 1 to 471 code for a protein of 156 amino acids. The transcript has 4 exons. The record is from RefSeq and is a predicted model, not a curated record. Lineage: Eukaryota; Fungi; Ascomycota; Eurotiomycetes; Eurotiales; Aspergillaceae.
AUGGCAGAGGCUGGGGGUAGAUCACGACGGUCAGCAGAAAUCGAAUGGACCUCUGAGCCGGGUGACCUGCCCCGGAAGGUCACCGAGGGGGCCCCUUCCACAGCCUGGACCCUCCGCGACGGGAUAAAGAGGGACGAGCCGAACGUGGGACACGCAGCUUCCAUGGGUGCCGCUGGCUCACGGCCAAUGCAGGUUUCACCUCGGGAGAAUGGCGGCCAUACGCGACCGGGAGGCGACCUUCAUAUGAGCGAGCGAGCGAGGCUUCAGCCUGGGGAUGAGUUCACACGGGCGCGGGGGACGGAGUGGGCCUGGAUGAACCCCCGGGUGCGUCGGGGAGAGAGCUCUACACUGGCCAAAGAAAAGAGGGAUAUAGCUGUUGCCACUGAAGACACCAUCGGAAUGUCGUGGCAUAGCCUCACUGUGAACUUUGUACCCCAGCCUUGGCCUUGGAUGGUCGGCAGAGCUGCCUGA